Molecule: messenger RNA, 1104 nt
Organism: Didymosphaeria variabile
Lineage: Eukaryota; Fungi; Ascomycota; Dothideomycetes; Pleosporales; Didymosphaeriaceae
Gene: RAX1
Product: Bud site selection protein, Revert to axial protein 1
Exons: 4
Coding region: 1-1104 (367 amino acids)
Biological process (GO): intracellular protein localization
Cellular component (GO): plasma membrane
Source: RefSeq, a predicted model, not a curated record
AUGACGGACUCACCGCUGCCGGCGGAGCUCAACCGCAACCGUUUCCCUAACCUAUUCGAAGUGUUAAGUCGCAAGACCGUUGCCCCGCUCGACCUUUUUUCCUUCUACAUAUAUAUGCGCGACCAGCAACGGUCGGUAGAUUACCUGGACUUCUGGCUUGACGUGUCUCAACAUCUUCAGCUAUGCCGACUGUACGUGCGCCGCCUCCACCGCUCUGUGAUUGAAGACACGCCGGAGAUGGAGAAGAACAGCAAGAGGUCGUCAUACAUCCUGGAUAAUGCGGGAGAAGGCCCGUCGGGAGAGAAGGGCAACGUAUCUGACCAGCGCUUGUCCGCUUUCCUACGGUCAGAUCACGGGAGCCGUCAACACUCGCCACAAAACAGUCAAGGAAGCAACCAGAGUCGUGAAGUUCCAGGCCGCCCGAGCUUCAUGACGUUGCACACAGACUCGCCGCAGGACUCCUCACCAGGCCAGAACUCCUCCGGCGACAAUCAGCCAAGACGAGAGGACCUGCGGGCUUCUGCUGAGAAGAUUUUGUACACGUAUCUUUUGCCUGGCUCGGAGCGAGAGAUAAUCAUUCCACAGAGCAUCCUGCACGAUGUACAAGAGGCUAUCGAAGGACCCGACCAGCGGAGCGACCCCGAGCUUUUCGACGCGGCAAAGGACUACGUCUUCCAGGCCAUGGAGCGGGACGCUUUCCCAGGUUUCCUACAGAGCAAAGGACUUGGCAAUCUUGUCCCUCAAAGCAUGAUGAUCCGGCUCAUUAUUGGCCUCAUCAGCUUCUUCGGCGCCGUAUGGACAGCUUUCAUCCUCAUCUUUUUGAACAAGUCAAGAGCGACUCGCUGUUGGGUCAUCCUCCCCUUCACAGUAGCGCUCUACUUCAUCUUCACGCAUCAGUACAUGCUCGAUCCUAUUUUGGCUUUAGUCGGCUACAGCGAGUACACACUGAUGGACUUCAACCGAAUACGAGAGCCGUUCGUCAGGAAGACGCUCAAUGCGCGAUCAGCCACCAUGUUGGGCUUGUUCGUGCUCGUUGACACCGCUGUCAUGGCAAUGCAAUUCAACCGAUACCGACUCAUGUACCGUAAAAGAUUGGAGGAAUAG